Myripristis murdjan (pinecone soldierfish) is the source of this 770-nucleotide messenger RNA. RefSeq names its product anionic trypsin-2-like. Gene Ontology annotation, biological process: proteolysis. The record is from RefSeq and is a predicted model, not a curated record. Gene Ontology annotation, molecular function: serine-type endopeptidase activity. Bases 48 to 770 code for a protein of 240 amino acids. The transcript is spliced from 7 exons. Lineage: Eukaryota; Metazoa; Chordata; Actinopteri; Holocentriformes; Holocentridae.
GCUGCUGUCCCAUCAGGAGGACAGUCACUGGAGGCUCAGAGACACAAAUGGCUCAGCUGCUGCUUCUUCUGCUGUUGCUGUGGGCUGACUUCACUGUGGGCGAUGUGCACAAGAGGAUUAUUGGAGGUCAGCCAUGUCAACCAGAUGAGCGGCAGUACCAUGUCCUGCUCAGAGCACGUGAUACUUUAAAUAAUGACGUUGACUUCUGUGGAGGCUCUCUGAUCAGUGACCAGUGGAUCCUGACUGCAUCUCACUGCUGGUAUUCAGAGCCAGGAUGGACUAUGCGUGCAAAUUUAACUGUGCAUCCAGGUCCAGGACUUGAUGUGCCACUGCAAAAUGACCCUCAACAUCGGAUUCCCUUCAUUGACAAUCAAGGCCAACAUGACAUUAUGUUGCUGAGACUCACCACGCCGGUGAAUAACCCUCACACAAUUCCUGUUCCUGCCUGUAAUGAUGCCAAUGCAGCUCGGCUUCGGAAUGUCAACAACCAUGAAUCAGUUCAGAUUGCAGGUAAAGCUGCCACCCAUGCAGGACCUGGUAAUGUAAAAGAUCCUGCUGAGGAGCCAGAGCCUGACCUGCAAUGUGUAGACGUAAAUGUUGCUGAUUGUAGGGUUAUCACUCAUCAGUUUCCCGGCCAGACACCAAUUCAGAAUCAGCACCAUUUCUGUGGACAAGGUUCUGAUGUGGAUGCUUGUGUGGGUGACUCUGGUGGAGGAGUGGUGUAUGGGGGCAAGAUUUACGGUGUCAUUUCCACCAUUGACCAAAGAUGA